Tauraco erythrolophus (red-crested turaco) is the source of this 1253-nucleotide messenger RNA. The record is from RefSeq and is a predicted model, not a curated record. NCBI's taxonomy places the organism in Eukaryota, Metazoa, Chordata, Aves, Musophagiformes, Musophagidae.
GAACAGGAAAUACAGUAGUGAUAAUGGUUGGCUAUCCCAAAGGAAUAGAGAUACUGGAGCCAGUACGAAGAGGGAUUCCAGUAAGAAUGACUAUUGGUGUUGGCACACGACAUGUGCAGGAAUAUAUUAGUGGUCAGUCCGUUGUGUUUGUAGCUAUUGCCUUCAUCACCAUGAUGAUUAUAUCGCUCGCUUGGCUCAUAUUUUACUAUAUACAACGUUUCCUGUAUACAGGAUCACAGUUUGGAAACCAGGGACAUAGGAAAGAAACCAAGAAAGCAAUCAGCCAGCUUCAGCUGCAUACUGUGAAACGUGGAGAAAAGGGUUUAGAUGUUGAUGUGGAAAACUGUGCUGUGUGCAUUGAGAACUAUAAACUGAAAGACACUGUCCGCAUUCUGCCAUGCAAGCACAUCUUCCAUAGAACAUGCAUUGACCCUUGGCUUUUGGACCACCGAACUUGUCCAAUGUGUAAACUAGAUGUUAUCAAAGCUUUAGGAUACUGGGGGGACCCUGAAGAUGUACUUGAAGUUCCAAUACCUGAAUCAAUAAGUGGCAGUGUUUCAGUCGGAAGUCUGAGUAUUGCUUUACAAGAUGAUGACAGAAAUGAAGUAAGCGAAUUGUCAGCUUCGUCCACUAAUGAAUCUGUGUUGCAGUGUACCAGUUUAAAAGAGGACGCAGGUGAAACCACAGCAUUACUUGAUGUGGAUGUCAGUAAUAACCGACAUGGAGAACAUCUAUCUAAUGGAAAUUCCCACUGAACUGCUUCAUGGAAGAUAUCUUGAAUAGACUGUUGAAGAACUAUUAUUUUUUAUUUAAUUAGUAUGGACUUUUGUCUAGUUAACGGAAAAAAUAACUAUGUAAAUUAUUUUACCUUUCAAACUUUUCUAGCUGGUGUUCCAAAAGGGCUAAUAACUAAGAAUUUUGUACGCAGGAGGAUUUUAUAAAAUCUCCUCUGGAUGUCUCAUCCUAAAAAAAGAUGCAAUAACCCUUUUUCUGUAAGCAUCGUUACAAUGUCAUUGUGUUCCAGAGGGCUGUAACAAAGAUGAAGACUAGGCAGUGAAAACAAUGUAGAAUGUCUAACAGAAAUAUUUUAGAUGCACUAUUUACAUUUAGUAUGUACACAUGGAGAACACUUACAAGACCACAACUUUUAAAAUGUUCUGAAAGUCCUGAUCUGUUGUAAUUGGAGAUGGACAAUCAUAGAAAAGACAUAAUCCACCUUGAAAGAUCAAAGAACUUCACAGAUAUGUUGCAUA